Messenger RNA from Chinchilla lanigera (long-tailed chinchilla), 1632 nucleotides. RefSeq lists its product as uncharacterized. The record is from RefSeq and is a predicted model, not a curated record. NCBI's taxonomy places the organism in Eukaryota, Metazoa, Chordata, Mammalia, Rodentia, Chinchillidae. The transcript has 3 exons. The coding region runs from base 1 to 1110 and encodes 369 amino acids.
AUGCCCAGCCCCGAAUCCUGCCCUGUCCUUCUCCAGGACCAGCGGUGCCUGCUGACGCGGAAGGCUGUGCCGAGACCGCACCAGCGAGCCCAGCCGGCGCGCGGACCUGUUCCGCGGGGGACGCCCCCACUCACCGCACACCAUCAGCAACAGGACCAUCAGCAGCGUGGCCACGAACACCAGCAGGGUCAGCCCCACGUUGUGCCACAUCUUGAGUCGAGGCGGGUGGCGGCCUCAGCGCGCGGGCGCGGGCAGCGUGCUGGCUUCAGCGGUGGGCAGCGCGGCCCCGGGGCGGCAUGGGCGGAGGGCGCCCCUCGGCGGCGCCCCCCGGAGGGGGAGCACGCAGGCGGGAACUGCGGCGGCCGGCCCCUGACCCUCCUUGUCUCGGGGACCCCUACGCCCUCAUCGCUCCGGGGAGCCGGGGCCGCGGCGCGCGGAGACCCCACCGCUGGCCGGAUGCGCUUCCAUGGCGGACGCUGCGCGUCUGAGGAGAGGGUGAGGACAGGGACGCACGGCAGCCACAAGGCCCUGGUUGCCGCCCACGGGAGAAUCUCUCGGUCCCAAGGGACGCCAGAUGUCAACGUCUCUCGGCGGCGGUCGCAGCUGCCGCUCAGACACAAGCCCCUCUCCUCGUAUGGCAGCUCAUCACCAAGCGCCCCCUCCGCUCGCCUCCGCCGCGGCGCGGGGGUGACUGGGAGAUGGAGUACGGAUCCCGACGAAGGCCGUAGGGGGCCCCUUUGCGGGAACUACAAUUCCCAGAAUGCCCCGUCGCACGGGGCUUCGCGAUUCCCUCCUUCGCUCCACCCCCUGUGUCUUUGGGCUUUCUGCGCCAAGGCUUCUUUCCUUGCAGUGCGGGCGGCUGUUCUCUCAGCGUGUGCAGUAGGCUACCCUCUCGAGGACUGUGCCGAGGCUCCAGUGAGAUUUCAACCCUUGCUUGGCUCACAGAGCCCUUUAAAGUGCACCGAAAGAGGAAAAGGGAGGCGGCUGCCUGAAAAACUGGUUGCCCGUGAACCCACCCCUAUUGCCUGGAGCGAAGAUUGGGUACUUGGGGCUUUGGAGGUAAUGUAUUUCAGAAAUGACAUCUGCAGUGCUGUUAAUUCACCUACCUGAAUUGGGAGUUUGAUUCAGCUGCGUCCUUGAAACCAAGCAACUUACGACCCACAACUGAAGGUUUCGCCUCACUCCCUUGAACAGAUGUCUGUGGAACAAGACACUUUUAACAGUCUCAAGUACUAGAUCUCUAUUUGGAAUUAAAGCUCCCCGAUUCUGCCGCAUGAGAGUCGUUCGUGAAAACAGUGCCCCCAAAGAGGAUAAGUGUGUGCCCCUUUUAGGAGGAAUCAGAGCCUUCACGUUUUCUCAUGACUGUUGCUCCUUGCAGUAGUUCUGUACGCCUCUGCAAUGACUAUUCCCUGUUUUCCGUCUCCAAAAACAGAAAAUCUAAGGAGCAGUUCCUUGAUUUAAUAAAUGUUAGCUAUUCCCUGCUGCCUUGGUGUGUGAGCUGGAUUCCCCAUGAAAGAGUAUUGUGAACAAAUACUAUAUAUGAAAAUAUGUAAUAAUUUGUUUGCAAAAGAUUUAACAAUGUUCCUGUGAAAAGAGAAUGAGCCCAGUGCAAUUAAAAUCUAUUUAGGAAAA